GGUUCAUGAGCCGAAUGGACAGGACCAUCUCGGCAUUCGCGUUCUUUACGAGCGAGUCCACACCGUUGUAUCGGGUCGCCAUCUCAAGACACCAUUAACAGCCUUCUGCCGAUCGCGUGCAACCCGGGGCCAACGAGCUGCGGUAGACCCCUCUGGCCUCAGUGCUGGGUGUGGAAGUGCCGAAUCUAAAGCCGCAAGAGGAGCAGCGGCGGAUAGACACAACUGAGAACCCGCGGUAUGCAGAACCAGCCGAGGGAAAAAGGAAGGAUGCGGACUCUCUCUGGAUGUACUUACCAAGUUACGGUUGACCAUAAUGUGGCUCUGACUAACCCCUUGGACCAGGUAUAUGCAGAUGGAUCUUUUCAUUAUUCAGUCCUUACAACUCACUUUUGCAUGAUAAUGGGAUGCAUUUCUCAUUCUCAUUCUCAUCCCUGUUCUGUAGUAACAGUUGUGUUCCAACACCGGAUGAGGUUACAUAGCAACACCACGGUGUCCACUGAUGGUGACCUGGCCGUUACAAUGCCAGGAGGCGCAGCGCUGUCCAAUGGCCACGGAUGGAAAGAAUCUGAUCUGCCAUGGGAUUCAUCAACCCCCACUCCCCAAUGCCGAUGGUCGAUCUGCGGAACAAGGAGCAGGCCAUUAUUUGGAAGAGUUCCUGGUUCGAGACCGCAGUUAUGUGACUGCAGGCUUCAGGGAACAAGCCGAUCAACAUGGCUUGAUAGGUCGGUCGAUAACUUGAUCAUAUGGGUAUCGACGGAAGAUAGAUAGUGUGGCGUACAGUCCCGCACCAGGCAUGUGCAGCGCAAACAUGUGGCACUGGCACUCGGGGAGGCCCUUCAGGCUUCAACGCCUCGCUUGAGUGCUUAGAACCAG
Molecule: messenger RNA, 873 nt
Organism: Amorphotheca resinae ATCC 22711
Lineage: Eukaryota; Fungi; Ascomycota; Leotiomycetes; Helotiales; Amorphothecaceae
Exons: 1
Coding region: 238-768 (176 amino acids)
Source: RefSeq, a predicted model, not a curated record